CCCGUGGCGCGGUCAGCGACCAGGCCGUCAGCUCGCGGCAUUCGGCAUACUGCAGUAAGACAAGCUCAUCGCAAAUAUGAGCCUGACUUCCAUGAUAAGUAUGGAAACCUGGUACUCCUUGGUGGAGCCGCAGUUUUUACUGCUGUCUGGGGAUAUGUGUUUACACAGGCUGGAAUUGAGUGGGGCUUGUCACCUGUUGGCAGAAUCACUCCAAAAGAAUGGAAGGAGUGA
This is a messenger RNA of Eurypyga helias (sunbittern), 231 nucleotides long. Its product is annotated as cytochrome c oxidase subunit 7B, mitochondrial-like. The transcript has 3 exons. The record is from RefSeq and is a predicted model, not a curated record. The annotation marks the transcript as partial. Gene Ontology annotation, biological process: mitochondrial electron transport, cytochrome c to oxygen. Lineage: Eukaryota; Metazoa; Chordata; Aves; Eurypygiformes; Eurypygidae.